AUGGAUCCCCGUGAUGAAAAUCAACAUCUUUUUUCUUUACCGACAACAGUUGCCGAAGGUCACCACCCGAAGCAAAGAUGCGGCAGUCCAAGCAUCAGUGGCGAGCGUUUCGUAUUCAGUAUCACGUUCAUACUGCUUCUGAUUCCUUUGAGUCUGAGCAUCCUACUACUGUAUAGUGAUGCCCACAAAUGGCUCUUGCCAGGGAACAUGUACAACUUUGUGAAUCAAUACCGGUCCUCGGUCCAAACAGCGGUCCAGGUUAUUUCCGCUACUUUGGCAGCCAUCGAGGUCUUUGCACUCUGUCGCCUAAUCAAUCUGGCAACCCGCAUUCACUUGAAAAGAGCUCCAGUGUCACUAAAUAUGCUUAGCUUCUGGUCGGCGCUUUCAACUUCUACAGCUAAUUGGAGCUUGCCUUUCUGGAUGAUCGUCGUGACUCUCCUGGUCGGUAAUUUGCAUACCGCUCUGACCGCAGUAUGGACUGGUGCUCUUACCCCAGUGAAUACCCUGAGCACCCAAAACACCACAAUACAAUUGCCUCACUGGUCUAACAAUAGCCUCGUCAAAGAAUACCCAAGUCAGAUUGAUCAGACGGGGCCGUCUGCUCGUAACAUUAAGGGCUACUUCACAUAUUCGGUUGGCCUAGGCCUUCUUGGGUCUCUGCUGGGGUCGGCUAAUUCAGCUUCUUCGACUGAUAGCAGCAUUCGCAAUCACAAUAAGCUGGAUAACACACGAUACAAUUUUCACGGCCGAUCAUAUGGAGCAGGUUCAAGUGCCGGUCUCACGGAUCAGUCUGUUCAUAAUAUACCACACGCAAUCAACUAUACCUAUAGCGAGAUGGCUCUCGCACCCUCUGUCUCCUGUAUUUACAACAGCAGCUCGGAAUAUGCCAUCGUCCAGCAAAGCGAAGACAAUGUAUAUGCCGCCUACGGAUAUCUCCCAGACAGCGCCAGCAGAGAAUGGUCCGAUUAUGUGGGUUUUGGAGCUGAUGCAAUUGUUGCAGUUGCCGUUUCACAUAGCCCUACCACGUGGUCAACAAUGCGAUAUCUGGCUAUUGCGGCGGGUAGAUAUUAUAAGAAUUUAGACAUGAUACAAUGCGCUGUGAGCUUUACUACGACACGGUUCAACGUCUCUGUCAACAUCAGUGAACGAAACAUCACUAUCCACAAUAUGACGGUUUCCGGUCACUCGGAAAACUCUAUCCCGGAUAUUGACCCGCACGGCAAUAUCACUCAUGUAGUGAUGCGUCAACUAGCGCUUAUUUCCGCUGACCAGACCAAUUUCUACCGCUCCACUGUUGGGGACGUCUUCAACGCUAGUAUUGGUGACUACCGAACCUCUGUCACAAACAACGCGACCACUGAGCGAUCAAUAUCGGACUCACAGAUUGCUCUGAAAGGGGUCGAGAACGCAGUGAUAUCUUUGGUCGACGACAUACUCGUUGCCUAUGCAUCUGCCCAGCUAAUGGUCAGUGGACUGACAGCUUCCGCGCCAGCGUUGGUGCAUGCCGAAGCCAUUCGUGUCGGAUCACGGGCCUAUAUAAUCGUAAUUUCAGUUAUCACCAUUGUGAUUGUGAUACUGGUAGCUGUCGAAGCUGUUCGCAUGCGAGGAUGGAGAGCGCUCCCGGCAUUUGAUUAUACGGAUACUCGAAUGCUAGUUGUUGCUACGUCAAGGGGGGGAAAUGGAAUCGCCGAACAUGUGGACCGUGAAGGAGACCCAGACUGGGGCUGUGUUCCAAUUUUGUGGAGUGGCUGGGCACUCCAUGACCAUGGAUCGAUUUCUGUCGGGACUUUGCGUAAGGAACCAGAAGCCCUAUUUCCGGUGAUUUAG
Messenger RNA from Penicillium manginii, 1827 nucleotides. RefSeq lists its product as uncharacterized. Lineage: Eukaryota; Fungi; Ascomycota; Eurotiomycetes; Eurotiales; Aspergillaceae. The coding region runs from base 1 to 1827 and encodes 608 amino acids. The transcript has a single exon. The record is from RefSeq and is a predicted model, not a curated record.